AUUCUAUAAGGGGGGUGCCCCGGUCCUCCAGUUAGCUGCGCAAGUGUUUUUGGGGUGGGGUUUCGAUUUCGUAUGUAGGAAAUCCGUUGCAUGCGCAUCACUAUCAUGCACAGCGAAUCAAAGUUGUUAUAUACCGCUGGAUCUUCGAAUCGCGUCACUCUCUUCGCGCUGCUCAUCAACCGAAGAAGAUUUCGGAAAGUGUACAAUAUUUUUUGGAUGAGUGGUUCCAGAUCUAAACAUCGGAGAGGAAACCAAACAUAUCAGUAGGAUAUGAAGAUCCUCCUGCUACUUUCCUUCCUGGCGGCUUACGUACCCACUGGAUAUGCUAUUACCUGUACGAAAUGCACCGAAUCAACUUCUGACGACCCAUGGUUCCCAUUGCGCGUGGACUUCAAUGAAAUGACGUGUUCCAGGAACCCUGGUGAGAUGGUGUGUGAUGAAGCCGUCACUAGCUGUUGGACGACGAUUAUUACGAUGCACUUUAGACGUGGCGCUGGUCCACUUGCGCUGACGGAGAUGGAUCGCGACUGCGGACCUCCUCUCGAUAUCGACUUACCAUCUGGAGGCGCCUGUUCGGGAGAAGGCCUCGCAGAAGCUAUCGCAAGUCGAAUGGACCCGAGUGAGAUGUUUCCAGAAGCACUUGGGCUGACCUACGAGAACCUUGAUGCCAGUGUCUGCUUCUGUGACAGCUCCGACAGAUGUACCCCGCCCUCUGCGGCAACCGAUGAACAAUCCAUAACUGCCAUACGUUUGGUUGAUGGAGGCAGCGAUUUGGAGGGAAGGGUAGAGAUUGAACUCGAUGGCGAAUGGGGAACUAUCUGCGAUGACUCAUGGGAUUUGGACGAUGCAACGGUAGUCUGCAGAAUGCUUGGAUUCGAUGGGGCGUCCGGCGCUCCUGGUUCAGCCCAAUUUGGGGAGGGUUCGGGUCCUAUCCUUUUGGAUGAUGUCCUGUGCACAGGGGACGAAGCCACUCUGACUGUUUGUCCGCACCCACCUUUUAAACAGCACAACUGUGGCCACACUGAGGAUGCAGGAGUCAUUUGUUUUACCACAGGUACAACAAGAGAGACGCCGACGCCCGCAGGAUUUUUGGUUGAUGUUCGCUUGGUUGGCGGCAAUGUCCCAUCAAGAGGUAGGGUAGAGGUGUCCAAUAGCUACGGACAGUGGGGCACCAUCUGCGAUCCGAACUGGACGCAGGCAGAUGCCAAUGUCGUCUGCGGGAUUUUGGGCUACGACGGAGCAUUGUCCUAUUCGAACAAUGCUGAGUACGUGCAGAGCAGCGGACGCAUUAUGCUGGAACAUGUAUUGUGCAGCGGGUGGGAAAGCAAAAUUGCAAGCUGCGAGACCCAGGACUACUCAGGAUGGGGCUGCGAUCAUCCACAAGAGGUUGGAGUUGAAUGCAAUGUCCCAGAACCCUCGGAAUUCCAAAUCCGUCUGGUUGGUGGCAGCCACCCGUGGGAAGGUCGAGUAGAGGUGCUCAACCAGCAUGAGUGGGGGACCAUCUGCUCUGUGUACUGGGGUAAGCCCGAUGGAGAUGUGGCUUGCAGAAUGCUCGGCUUCAGCAGCGCGUAUGAGGCUAUAUCACCAACAGACGCUGCCUAUCCGAUGCCUUUCGGUGAAGGCACUGGGUCGAUCCUGCUAAGUGACUUACUUUGUACGGGAACCGAGGAAAAUCUGGCUGAUUGUUCGCAUUCGAGAUGGGGUAUACAACACUGCUCUCACUACGAGGAUGCUGGAUUAGUAUGCAACAGCCCAGAUCCGGACAGUGUUGUCGUUCGACUCGUGAACGGCAGAAGCAAAGCUGAGGGGAGAGUAGAGGUGUUGUAUGAAGGAGAAUUCGGGACCGUCUGUGACGAUUCAUGGGAUGUCAAUGAUGCUGCUGUUGUCUGCAGAAUGUUGGGGUAUGAGGGCGCUUCAGAGGCUCCAGGACUGGCUCGCUUCGGGCAAGGUUCUGGGGACAUUGUCCUGGAUGACGUGGUCUGUCAGGGAUCAGAGGACAACAUCGCGAGCUGUGCACAUAGAGCAUGGGGAGAAAACAACUGCGGCCACGUCGAGGAUGCAUCGGCCAUUUGCACCGGGGAAUUGAACUUGCCAGUUCGCUUGAUGAAUGGGAAUAACGCCAACGACGGUCGAGUCGAAAUCUUCCGCUACGGGGCCUGGGGUUCAGUCUGCGACGACUUCUGGGACAUUAAUGAUGGUCACGUUGUCUGUCGUAUGCUGGGCUACGAGCGUGCUUCACGCAUCUGGUGGGGCGCAACCUACGGCACGGGAACUGGUCGCAUCUUGUUGGAUAAUGUGGAAUGCAACGGGAAUGAAGCGACUUUGGACGACUGCGAUCAUCCGCCAUGGGGUGUACACGACUGCAACCACUACGAGGAUGCCGGCGUGGUGUGCGUUUAGUGAACGACAGGUGCGAGCCGAUCAAGUGUUAACC
Messenger RNA from Strongylocentrotus purpuratus (purple sea urchin), 2434 nucleotides. RefSeq names its product deleted in malignant brain tumors 1 protein. The transcript is spliced from 8 exons. Gene Ontology annotation, cellular component: membrane. Lineage: Eukaryota; Metazoa; Echinodermata; Echinoidea; Camarodonta; Strongylocentrotidae. The record is from RefSeq and is a predicted model, not a curated record. Bases 271 to 2400 code for a protein of 709 amino acids.